Ipomoea nil (Japanese morning glory) is the source of this 1332-nucleotide messenger RNA. RefSeq names its product CBL-interacting serine/threonine-protein kinase 5-like. The transcript is spliced from 2 exons. The record is from RefSeq and is a predicted model, not a curated record. Lineage: Eukaryota; Viridiplantae; Streptophyta; Magnoliopsida; Solanales; Convolvulaceae. Gene Ontology annotation, molecular function: ATP binding; protein kinase activity. Gene Ontology annotation, biological process: protein phosphorylation; signal transduction. The coding region runs from base 1 to 1332 and encodes 443 amino acids.
AUGGAGAAGAAAAUGUUGUUUGGAAAAUACGAAACCGGAAAGCUACUAGGGAAGGGCACGUUCGCAAAAGUCUACUGCGCAACCAACACGGCCACCGGCGAGAGGGUGGCGGUUAAGGUGAUAAAGAAAGAGGAGGUGAAGACGGAGGCGAUGAUGGAGCAAAUCGAGCGGGAAAUCUCCGUCAUGCGCCUCGUCCGCCACCCCAACAUUGUGGAGAUCAGAGAGGUGUUGGCAACGAGGACAAAGAUCUUCAUUGUCAUGGAGUACGUCAAUGGCGGUGAGCUCUUCGCCAAGGUGGCCAAAGGGCGGCUCAAGGAAGACGCCGCCAGGAAGUACUUCCAACAGCUGAUCAGCGCCGUCGAGUUUUGCCACAGCUGCGGUGUCUGCCACCGUGACCUCAAGCCGGAAAACCUCCUCCUAGAUGACAACGGAAACUUGAAGGUGACGGAUUUUGGCUUAUCAGCAUUGUUGGAGCGGCUAAUCGGCGACGGUCUUCUCUACACGCAAUGCGGGACGCCGGCGUAUAUUGCACCGGAGAUAUUGAGGAACAAAGGAUACGAUGGUACAAAAUCAGACAUUUGGUCAUGUGGAGUGAUAUUGUAUGUUCUUCUCGGAGGUUUUCUUCCAUUUCGAGAUGAAAAUCUUUUCAGACUGUACAAAAAGAUUUUCAAAGCCGAUUAUAAGUUUCCGCCAUGGUUUUCGCCGGAGUCAAGGCGUUUAGUAUCCAAAAUAUUGGUUUCUAAUCCGAAAAAAAGGAUUAGCAUUAGGGGAAUAAUGCAAGAUCCGUGGUUUAGCAAAGGGUUCCAAAUACCCAUUGGAAUAUCAGUUGAUGAUGAAGAAGAAAUCAAGCAUGGCGGCGGGCUAAUGAAGUCAUCGCCAUCUUCUCCGGCGAUUUUGAAUGCUUUCGAGUUCAUAUCGUCGAUGUCGGCCGUCGAUCUAUCCAGCUUGUUCGAAAAUAAGAAGAAGGCGGAGUCCAUAUUCACUUCUAAGUGCUCCGCCACGGUGAUCAUGGCGAAGAUUCAAGUGAUGGGCAAAAAGUUGGGGUUUAAGGUUGGGAGGGUGAGCGGAUCCGCGCUGAGGUUACAAGGGCCGCCGUCGGUGGAGGGCAGCCGGAAAGGGCGGUUGGUGGUGACGGCCGAGGUGUUCAAGGUGGCGCCGGAAGUUGCUGUCGUCAAGUUCUCCAAGAACUCCGGUGACGUAGUAGAGUAUGCCAAGUUUUGUGAGGAGAAACUUAGGCAUAAUCUAAAAGACAUUAUCAGUACGUGGCAUGCCGAUGAUAUUUUGGGUGAUCACAUCUCAAUGGUGCAUGGAAGUUCACAGGUUCAGACCUGA